UCAGGGGGGCCCUGACUGCUGACCAUGGGGCCAAGGCAUUGAGGGGCCCCGGACGAAAACAUUAAAAACGCAAAGAGCAGGGGGAUACGCAGGAAAAAAAAUCUUAAAAAAAAAAAAACAGUCGGACGGCAUCACAAUGGUUGCAGAAGAAGUGUUGAUUACAUUGUCUGGUGGAGCGCCAUGGGGUUUCCGUCUCCAGGGUGGCGUGGAACAUCACAGACCACUCCAGGUGGCAAAGAUACGUAAACGCAGCAAGGCCUGUAGAGCGGGACUGAGGGAAGCAGAUGAGCUGGUGUCCAUCAACGAACAGUCAUGUGAAUCGCUAUCCCAUGCCCAGGCAAUGAACCUCAUAGACAGCUCUCCAGGGAUACUGCACAUUCGUGUCAAAAGAGUACCUGCCGGAUUUCAGUCAGUGGUGCUUGUCACCCGCGCCCCAUCUCCUCGCAUCGACAAGGAGUACCGUGCUUCCCUGCAGGCCCUGUCGUCCACCGACCUCCAUCACCAAGCACCCAUCCGUGAGGUCCACCGUAGCCGCUCUUCCCUAACCAGCGGACUGACAUCUCCACCUGGUAGCGAGGCUUACUAUGGAGAAACUGAUAGUGACGCAGAUGUGGCAGGUUACGAAAGGCAACGCAGACCAAAACGACGCAGCCCCAGCAACUCUAACACGGCGAAACCAACAGGAAGAACCUCUCCUGAGGGCGGGGAGACGUCAGAGAUGAGCGGCUAUGACAGUGCUCCAGAUGCACAUGCGUACCCAAAUUUGUCAGAUGCACGUGGGGGAGGUGGAGACGGGGGGCUCCCGGGGGUGGCACGAAGGGAAGUGAUCUACCAGCCACCUGGUCCAGGAAUGUGGUCCUCCCAGACAUCAACUGAGACUUCUUCCAUCAUCUCAUCAACAGACGACCAGGGGCCACGCGACGGAGAGCAAGAGGAGGACUUUCUAGAGAUUGCUAACGUGCCACUGGUAUCCCCUGAGAGGGCAAAAGAGGCAAUGAUGUUGGGAUCCCGCAGUCAGCUCGUGCCCAUGGUGGGCCCUGUGAAUAAACCAGUCGAUGAGGAACUUACAACAACCUACAUGGAGAAGGCCAAGCAAGCCAAGCUCAACCGAGGAGAUAAUCCACAGGACAAGCAUGUAAAGGAAGCCAGAAGCAAGUGUAGAACAAUUGCAUCUCUACUGACGGAUGCUCCCAACCCUCACUCCAAAGGGGUACUGAUGUUCAAGAAAAGGCGACAGCGCUCCAAGAAGUACACCCUCACAAGCUUUGGCAGCGUGGAUGAGGAUCAGUGUCCAGACUCACAAGAAGAAGAUGGAGUUUUACCUGGCAGUGAAUCAGAAUUUGAUGAAGAGGGCUUUUCGGCAGUUCCUGACCCAACAUGGGAUAGUGACUACUUGAAUAUGCUAGAGAAGAGAGCAACUGCAGGCAUCGAGGGUCGUGGGGAUGGGGAAGAGGAUGCUCCAAGUCCAGGUUUGAAUGCCACUGCAGGGAAGGGUGCCCAGCUGUUUGAGCAGCAAAGAAAAAGGGCUGCUGAGCAUGCAAAGAAGGUGGAGGCAACACAGUCUCAGGCUACCCAACAGUCUAUCAUGGAGCAAGCUCAGAUGUUUCAUCCAGACAUGCAUAUGCAGAUGCAGCCACAUCUACAGCAAGAGGUAUCCCAAAACACAGGUCAGAUUUCUGUUGCAACGUACAGCAUGCCUAAUGGAGACCUAUCCCAGGCAGCAGUUAGGACAGCUAGCAUGAUGACCUCAUCUCCACCUGUGGAUGUGAUCACGGGCAAUAUAGCAACAAUAGAGAUGUCCAUACCAGAAGUACCCGCCAGUAAUGUUCUCAACAGAACUGCUCGUCCUUUCACACCUGGCUUCAUUGCUAUCCGGGCUGCAACUGCUCCUGUGGCAUUCAAACCACCUGCCCCAAAAACAAACCAGCGAGCUACAUCUGCAGCUGCUGUGCCACCACGAUUUUCCACUGUCCCAGAGCAGGCUAUUAAUGCUACAUCAGUAAUGUUACAGUUAUCUCCUGGUCCUCCUGGCCCUGCUAAACCUUCUGGUCCUGUAACUGAUACAGCAGAGGCUCCUGUUAUUCUAAACUCUUCUGCCUUUACCUCUUCUGUAGAGGCAACACAAACAGCUCAACAGACAACUGUGGCUUAUCCAGUUCAGUAUGUAACUGCACCUCCAAUGCCCAUACCGUCAAUGCCCCCACCUCCACCACAACCAAUGCUUUCAGCUCCAAUUCCUCCUAUAUCUCAAAUUCCCAGUUCAAUUUAUACAGUUGCUGUGGUUCCUCCAGUUGUACCAGUUACUCCUCAACCACCACCUCAAAUUUCCAUGACCCCUGUACUUCCAGUGUCCAUAGUCUCCCAGCCUGAAGCUGUCGCACCAACCUCUGUUGCUGGUCCAGGAGGUCGAACAGGAAUCUUACUUGAGGCUCGACGCCGUGGUGGCAAACCCAAACCUAUGUUCACUGUGCCAGAAAUCAAGAAAAACUCACCAAAUCCUGAACUGUUGUCCAUGGUGCAGAAUCUUGAUGACAGAACCACCCAGCACAAGUAUGCCCAACCAUUCUCAGAAGUUUUCUAUGAUGGCAUGCAGGAAGGAAGCAAUGCUGAGGUUGCUGCAGGGAGGAUGCCUCCCCCAGUAGCACCUAAACCUCGGGUUACGCAGGAGGCCCCACAGAUUAUCCAAGCAGGCGGUAAGGGAGCUCAGCUCUUUGCUCGUAGACAGAGCCGCAUGGGUAGGUAUGUUGUGGACACCCCCUCAGAGACCCCCUACCAACAGGAAAUUGCCCUGCAUAGUGCUGGCCAAGACCUUGACUAUUCCUCCAACCCCUCAAUUCCGUCUCAAUGGAAAUACUCCCCCAAUGUUCGUGCCCCUCCACCCAUUGGUUAUAACCCACUCCUGGCGCCCUCUAUCCCUACGGGGCCUCAGAGGAACAUGGGCAAGCCGAGCAGCAGGGGGAAAGAAGGCUCCCAAAGAGAGGGUAUAAAAGCUCUGGAUUUUAUGAGAAGGCAGCCCUAUCAGCUUAACUCUGCCAUGUUCAACUACAGUGGAAGUGCUGGUAAUCUAUCAGCCGGUCCAUCUUUCCAGGAUCAGAGGCACGGCCACUGUACAACAAUGGUGGGCAGCUCACUAACUUCACCAAAGCAAAUACCUGUAAAAACAGCUCGUACCUAUGAGAUAAAGCGAUUCUCAACACCGACACCUAUGUCCGCUCCAUCUCUGGUUCCCAAAGUCCUUGCACCCCGCUCAGCUACUACCCUCGGAGAGCGUAUAGAUCACUCUGACAUGACCACUCCACCUCCUGGUCUCACGCCAGACACCAACUUGGCACACAUCCCCUUCAGGGACCCACCCACACCUUCACUUUCCACCCAAAUGGCUGGAUUGCCCAGCCUUCCAAAAUUAUCUGCCAUGCCUCUCCUGAACCCUGGGCCUGAAGCACCAACACCUUACAGUCCAAUCUCCUACAACACUGGACUCCAGGCAGCCAAGCAGUUCCAGAGCGCUCCUGAGCUCAGCAUCCUUUCCUCGUUGCCUCCUCUCAAGGCCAACGCGGUUCAGGCACCCAAACCACGUUUUGUUGCUACCAAAGGAGGUGUACAGCCUCGUGUGUGGAGACCCGGGGCAAUUUAAGGAGGAAAGAAACCACUACUGCACCUGGACAUUAUCAUGUACUGUUCACCUGUUGUUGUCAUUACUUGUGGUAUGGGUGGGGGGGGCUUUUGCUAGUGCUCGUUGGUUUGUUGCGAAUUGAGAAUAACACAUCGUUUCAGAAGCUUUUUGGUCGGGGAUUGCUGGUUCACCAGGUUUUUAGAAAGGGGUGACUAUAGGAAGAUAUUUACAUACAAAUUAUGAAUGAAUGAAUGAUAAUUAUGUUAAUCACGGUUACUUUGCUGACAUAACUUUAUUCGCAUGUAUCCAUAUGUAUCACUACCACACUUUAUGCCGUGUAGCCCACCAUAUACCAGGGGGAGAUGAGGUUUUAGCAGAUGUAUUUCAUAUAAAAAUAUCAAUUACAUAACCUUCACUCCGUUGUUAAAAUACAUGAAUUUUGUGAAAUGUAAAUUCAUAUUUGUACUGUAUACAAACUAUGGAAUUAAACACUGUGAAUAACUCCUGUGGCAUAAUGGUAUUAAGUCACCUUAUAAAAACUGAAUGUAGCUUUGUUAGUGGAUGUCACAGCUUCUAAAUACAACAAUAGCGCAGCAGGAACUUCAUCCUAUUAAGUGUGAUCUUUAAAGAUAUGUGUACAUUUCAUUAAACAAAUAACACAAAGUAAAGAUUGGAUAUUUUAUUUUGUUGAUUUAAUUCAAAGUUGUGCAAGGGAAUGUUGACCUACGAUGAAGCACCAGAAUUUAGAAAAAGGGUUUAUGAUACGAGAGGGGCUGUGGAGAGUGAGGAUAAGAAUGGGCCUGAUAGAGGAAUGGAGUCAAUAAUAAACAUUACAAAGGAAAGUAUCAUGAGCAUCGUUUUGGAUGCGAAAUGCAAAGUGGAAUUGUUAAAGUAAUGAAAACCCACAGCCUAUAGAAUUUAAAGGAGGAUGACAAGAAAGGACCAGGACUAGAGAUUAGAUUAGAUUAGAUGGUUAAAAUGAGGAAAACUGAUGCACUGUGGUGUGCGUGUGUUUUCAUUCAGUUUUCAUGUGAUGUCCAUAUACUUUUGAUUGAAUGUUGUUAUUUUAGCUGAGGUUAUACUUUUGUUAUUUUCUACUAUUCCAAAAAUAUCUCCUCCAGCUAUCCCUUGCAUUGAUGAUGCCAUGCCUGCAAAACGUUUGGGGAUAUGAAGGUGUAAAGAAUGAUAAUGAAAAUGUGUCUGGAUACUGAGAACGUGAGUGGAGUUGUUUAUAUUUACAAUAAACUGAGACGUUUUAGACGAAUAAAAUUAGAUCUGUGGCACUCUCAACUUGUCUCAUAUGUCUGGUUCUAUACUGACCUUGUUGCUCAUUGGACAAUUUUUUACUUGAACAUACACUAUACAUUACACACAUUGUUAGGUAUACACACUCAACUGGUUGAAAUACAUUUCUUACAUACUGUAUACACAGUAGCGGUUCCAUGGCCACCCCUAUUUAACAAUUUUCGUAGCAGAAUAACAUAUUGUGGCGUGUUCGGGAGGUGUGCGCGUUGGCUUCCCAGCAUUCCUUGUGUUUGUGUUGAUCGCACCAUGAGUCAGUGGUUAGAAUUGAUGACCCUCUAUUCAU
Dunckerocampus dactyliophorus (ringed pipefish) is the source of this 5201-nucleotide messenger RNA. RefSeq names its product synaptopodin 2-like a (gene synpo2la). Gene Ontology annotation, biological process: positive regulation of actin filament bundle assembly. Gene Ontology annotation, molecular function: actin binding. Bases 137 to 3634 code for a protein of 1165 amino acids. NCBI's taxonomy places the organism in Eukaryota, Metazoa, Chordata, Actinopteri, Syngnathiformes, Syngnathidae. The transcript is spliced from 4 exons. The record is from RefSeq and is a predicted model, not a curated record. Gene Ontology annotation, cellular component: nucleus; actin cytoskeleton; Z disc.